AUGCCUCUCGUCGUGCCUGGUAUCAAUUCCAACAUGGGCGAUAAGUCCGAGUGGGUCAACAAGCUGAUGGGGAAGAAGAUCACCGACGGGGGCAGUAAUGAGCUGUCAUUCGCCAAAAAGGACCUGCCUGAAUCCCACCGCGUAUUGAAGCCGGAUGACAUGAAGUCGAUGGACCACAACCCCGAUAGUGGCUGGUGGCUGGUGGCUGACCAAGCCUAUGAAAUAUCCAGAUUGAACGUCCACCUUGAUCACGAUGGUACCGUCCGAGAUGUGACAUACGGUUAA
Molecule: messenger RNA, 285 nt
Organism: Penicillium canariense
Lineage: Eukaryota; Fungi; Ascomycota; Eurotiomycetes; Eurotiales; Aspergillaceae
Exons: 3
Coding region: 1-285 (94 amino acids)
Source: RefSeq, a predicted model, not a curated record